AUGGAGGACACCGGCGUUCAAAGGGGUAUAUGGGAUGGAGACGCCAAGGCAGUCCAGCAAUGUUUGACGGAUAUUUUCACCAGUGUUUACACCACCUGCGAUAUCCCGGAAAAUGCGAUCUUCGGCCCUUGUGUAUUGAGCCACACUUCUUUGUAUGACAGCAUCGCUUUCAUAGCGCUUAAAUCCACUGACAAGAGAACCGUCCCUUAUAUAUUCCGGGUGGACACUUCCGCAGCAAAUGGCUCCUCCGAAGGGCUAAUGUGGCUCCGUCUGGUCCAGUCAGCCAGAGAUAAAGAAGAACAGAACCUUGAAGCUUACAUCAAAAAUGGACAAUUGUUUUAUCGGUCCCUUCGCAGGAUUGCCAAAGACGAGGAGUUAUUAGUUUGGUAUGGGAAAGAACUGACGGAAUUACUGUUGCUCAACACCGCCAGAUCCCACAGCAAGAUGAACGGGUCGCCCCCGUACGCUUGCCUGGAGUGCAGCCAGCGUUUCCAGUUCGAGUUCCCCUACGCGGCCCACCUGCGGUUCCGCUGCCCCAAGAGACUGCCCAGCUCGGAGCCCAGCCCCGCCGAGGAGCCGCGCGGCAAGGACAGCAGCAAGGAGCCGGCGGCCAGCCUGGGGCCCGGGCCCAACAAGUACUGCAAGCCCGGCGGGCCGCUCCACCCGCACUACCCCAGCCCCGCCCAGGACAGCAGCAACGCCAAACCCUCCACGGACUUCCACAACCUGGCCCGCGAGCUGGAGAACUCCCGGGCCGGCGGCAGCUCCCCCAGCCGCAGCCCGCACCCCCCGUCCGGCGCGGGCAGCAAAGCCAAGCGGAAAUACCCGGAGGAGCCGGGCGAGGAGCGGGGCCAGGGGGCCGGCAGGGGGCGCCUGCCCUCCUCCCCCAAGGAGGACCUGGUGUGCACCCCGCAGCAGCAGUACCGGCCGGCGGGCAGCUACUUCGGCCUGGAGGAGAGCGGCCGCCUCUUCGGGCCGCCCAGCCCGGAGACGGGCGAGGCCAAGCGCAGCGCCUUCGUGGAGGUGAAGAAAGCCUCGCGCGGGCUGGAGGCCGAGGCGGCGGCGGAGGAGGCGGCGGCGGAGCAGCAGCAGCAGCGCACCUCGCCCGCCGGCGCCGGGGACCCGCUGCUGGGCGCCCGGCCGGGCGGGCCGCUCUCCGGGGGCAGCCCGGCGCGGGGCAGCGCCUUCACCACGGUGCCGCAGCUGGGCGGCAAGGCGGAGGAGCGGAAAAGCGCCUUCUCCCAGCCCGCCCGCUCCGCCUUCCCGCCGCACGUGGCGCCGCUGGGGCUGGCCCCGAAGCUGGGCAGCCUGGGCGAGCCCUGCCCGGAGGCCGCCGCCCGCCUCUACCCGCCCGACCCGCUGGCCGCCAAGCUGCCCGGCGGCGCCGAGCUGCCCGGCGCCGGCGGGGCGCCCAAGCAGAGCCCCUUCCUCUACGCCACCGCCUUCUGGCCCAAGAGCUCGGUGGCGGCGGCGGCCGGGCCGCUCCAGCUGCAGCUGCCCUCGGCCCUGACCCUGCUGCCGCCCUCCUUCACCUCGCUGUGCCUGCCGGCCCAGAACUGGUGCGCCAAGUGCAACGCCUCCUUCCGCAUGACCUCCGACCUGGUGUACCACAUGCGCUCGCACCACAAGAAGGAGUACGCCAUGGAGCCGCUGGUCAAGCGCCGCCGCGAGGAGAAGCUCAAGUGCCCCAUCUGCAACGAGUCCUUCCGCGAGCGCCACCACCUCUCCCGGCACAUGACCUCCCACAACUGA
Molecule: messenger RNA, 1752 nt
Organism: Emys orbicularis (European pond turtle)
Lineage: Eukaryota; Metazoa; Chordata; Testudines; Emydidae
Gene: PRDM8
Product: PR/SET domain 8
Exons: 3
Coding region: 1-1752 (583 amino acids)
Biological process (GO): oligodendrocyte development; regulation of DNA-templated transcription
Cellular component (GO): nucleus
Molecular function (GO): protein binding
Source: RefSeq, a predicted model, not a curated record